Molecule: messenger RNA, 1158 nt
Organism: Entelurus aequoreus (snake pipefish)
Lineage: Eukaryota; Metazoa; Chordata; Actinopteri; Syngnathiformes; Syngnathidae
Product: thyrotropin-releasing hormone receptor-like
Exons: 2
Coding region: 1-1158 (385 amino acids)
Biological process (GO): phospholipase C-activating G protein-coupled receptor signaling pathway
Cellular component (GO): membrane
Molecular function (GO): thyrotropin-releasing hormone receptor activity
Source: RefSeq, a predicted model, not a curated record
AUGGAGAACCACACUGCCAACGUUCAGAAUGUCACCUCGCUUGUAAACAUGACCAGAAUGCCUCUGAACCCAAUGGAAGAGCAGGUUGUGACCAUACUUCUCACAAUACUCAUCUGUGGCGUCGGGAUUGCCGGUAACAUCAUGGUGGUGCUGGUGGUUCUGCGUACCAAGCACAUGGUGACUCCGACCAACUGCUACCUCGUCAGUCUGGCGGUGGCUGACCUCAUCGUGCUUCUAGCCGCUGGUCUGCCCAACAUCUCUGAUGUGGUAGCUUUCUGGAUAUACGGCUACACGGGAUGCUUGUGUAUCACCUAUCUGCAGUACCUGGGCAUCAACGUGUCGUCUUGCUCCAUCACCGCGUUCACCAUCGAACGGUACAUCGCCAUUUGCCACUCCAUCAAGGCUCAGUUCAUAUGCACUGUGUCCAGGGCCAAGAGGAUCAUAGCUGGAGUGUGGAUCUUCACAUCACUCUACUGCAUUAUGUGGUUCUUCCUGGUGGACACUGAUGAAAGAGUCUACGCUAAUGGAGUGGUGGUUACCUGUGGCUACCGUGUCUCCAGGAGCCUUUACAUGCCAAUCUACUUCCUGGACUUCAGUUUGUUCUAUGUCAUCCCUCUCAUGGUGGCGACCGUGCUGUACGGCCUCAUCGCCAGGAUUCUCUUCCUGAGCCCUGUGCCGUCACACCUGAGCGGCAAAGCUGCAGGGGACUCGGUUCACCAAGGUCGCUCCAGCAACACUAAGAAGGGCCACAAGGGGGCAGUGUUUGUGAGGAAGCAGAUCACCAAGAUGCUCGCAGUGGUCGUCGUCCUCUUCGCCCUACUGUGGAUGCCUUACCGCACCCUGGUGGUGGUCAAUUCUGUCAUCGAUCCGCCGUACCACAACACGUGGUUCCUGCUCUUCUGCAGAAUGUGCAUCUACACCAACAGCGCCAUUAACCCCAUCAUUUACAACCUCAUGUCCCAGAAGUUCAGAGCCGCCUUCAAGAAGCUAUGCAAGUGCACCAGGCGACACAAAGAGGAGGCGACGGAGUACAACGUACGCAUGUAUUACAGUGUGACCAAGGACUCCUCCCAUGAGAGCAACGAGCUGGUCACUGAGCAGGACGAGGUCAGCGACCGCACCAUCAAGAGGUUCUAUUCAACAGAUGAUGAUGCUUGA